Clupea harengus (Atlantic herring) is the source of this 2192-nucleotide messenger RNA. Its product is annotated as centromere protein F-like. Lineage: Eukaryota; Metazoa; Chordata; Actinopteri; Clupeiformes; Clupeidae. Bases 513 to 2183 code for a protein of 556 amino acids. Gene Ontology annotation, molecular function: dynein complex binding; microtubule binding. The record is from RefSeq and is a predicted model, not a curated record. The transcript has 12 exons. Gene Ontology annotation, biological process: mitotic cell cycle; regulation of G2/M transition of mitotic cell cycle; metaphase chromosome alignment. Gene Ontology annotation, cellular component: nucleus; spindle pole; chromosome, centromeric region.
CUUUCAACAUUUUCAGUGGCCAGUGAUGAUGCUCAAGAAAGACUAGAAACUCCAGGUAGAGAAAUGUCUGGAUAGAAAUUCUGCCCUGCAUUCUAUUUAGCCUUCCUUUGCAAGUCUGUUGUAUUACCAGUAGAUGGCGUCAGCAUGAAAACUUCAGAAAUGAAAUUUCCCCCGAAAAUCCAAAUUUCCCACCAGUCUUACGUCACUGACCCCCGCCUCGUGUCAAAUCGAGUUUAGAGGGAUGCCUGACAGCACGAGACAAACUAGCUAGCCUGCUGAGAAAGAAUAGCCGUUUUAUUGUAACGCUUUGAACAAUCUUAGGUGGGGACAUACCGAGAAGACGUCGGACUUACUGUUUGGAUUUUAAAACACUUCACUGCUCAAGACCUAUUUCGUGACCCGAGCUGCUUUUAAUUUUUAAGAUGUACAUUUGACGACCCUCCUGAGGACAUUUCUGACCUGCUGAAGUUCUGUGUGGAGGGGGGGGGGGGUUCCGUCCCGGUUCUGGCAACAUGAGCUGGGCAGCAGAUGACUGGACGUCGGGCCUGACGGGCCGGGUCCUGCAGAAGGUGCGUGAGCUGCAGGCCCAGCAGGAGCGCCUGAGCCGCGAGAGGCAGCAGAAGCAGCUGCAGCUGGACAACGCAGAGGCCGCCCUCCAUAAGCACAAGCUCAAGAGUGAGGAUGUGCGCACGGAGCUGGUGGCCGUGCAGCGGGAGCUGGCGGGGGUGCGGGAGCAGGCGCAGGGGGAGGUGCGCGCGCGCGAGCGGCAGGCCCAGGAGUCGCAGGCCCGGCAGGCGCUGGUGUGCAGCCUGGAGGGCCAGCUGGAUGCGGCCCACACGCUCACCAACAACCUCACCAAGGAGAUCAAGAGACUGGAGGCAGAGCUGGAGAAACUGCAGAGAGGAAACGGCUCUGGGGACUCCAUGUUAUUUUCCACCCCCUGCUGGAACAUGGCAUCACCCUGGGAGCACAACAGUUCCAAACUGGACGACAGACCGGCCCAUCGCGGAGUGGGAGAGGGCAGAAUUGCGCAUGUCAGACAGCAGCUUCAGUUCUCUGACGGCCCCAGAUGCGCCAGUGGAGGAGCCCCAUCGCCGUUCCCCCAGCAACCGCACAAAGCCACGCCCACCCAUGGGCCCAUGCGUCACCCAGACACCUCCACUCCCUCCUCAAUGUUUCCGUGGGAACGGGAUGACAAGAGGUCCGUCCCCAGGGGGAGAGCAGCCUCCUCUGUGGCCCCCAGUGGCGAGGUCAUCACCAAGGGCCAGGAGGCACCAGGGGAUUGUGGGAUGGAAGAGGACCUCAGAAAGGAGAGAGAUGACACAGCCCAGAAGUCUAUGAUCCAGGAGCUGCAGACGUGGGUGCAGUCUCUGGAGAAGGACCUGCGGGCCGAGGCGGAGCGCUACCGGGAGAGCGAGGCGCGGCUGGGCGAGGCGAAGCGCGAGCUGGCCGGCAGGGAGCAGAGUCUGAUGCGCUCCAAAGACGAGCUGGGCCGUGCCCACACCCUCGUCGGCCAGGAGAGGGACCGGGCCCAGGCCUCUGAGCUGCGGGUGAAGCAGCUGCAGGAGGAGCUGAAGUGCCAGAGGCAGAAUGCCGAGACCACCCGCUGCCAUGGCGACCAGAAGAGGAAGGAGAUGGAGAGAGGGCACCAGAGGGAGCUGCUGGAGCUGCAGAAGGAACGCCAGGCUCUGGAGCGCCAGCACCAGCAGGAGAGCCUCAAACUCAACCAGGAGAUCCAGCAGGCCAGGACUCUACACAACACACUACAGUCACAGUAUGACAAGCUGGCCCUGCAGAAGAAAGCUGUGGAGUGUGAGCUGGAGACUGCCAAAGGGACACUCAAGGGCACCGAGUCUGAGCUCCAGGAGACCAAGAAGAAAGAGGCCCAGACACAGGCCAAGCUAACGGAGGCGCUGAGAGACAGUGAGAGCCUCUCCGUGACCGUUGAGCAGCUAACGAGAAAGGAGAGGAGCCUGGGAGAGGAGGUGAAGAAACUGUCAGAGGAGCUGGCUGACGCGCUACGCCGCCUUAAAGAACUGCAAGACCAACCCCCUGCUCCUGCUACACUUCUAGUGUCCCCCCAGUACUCUUCCUGUGGCGGCGAGAGUUUCAGCCCAGCUCCUCCCCAAGCACAAACCCAUAAAAAGAAAGCACUCAAAGUGGACAGACCCAAGAGGAGGUGAACCAGAGGG